Malassezia japonica is the source of this 255-nucleotide messenger RNA. RefSeq lists its product as uncharacterized. The transcript is spliced from 5 exons. NCBI's taxonomy places the organism in Eukaryota, Fungi, Basidiomycota, Malasseziomycetes, Malasseziales, Malasseziaceae. The record is from RefSeq and is a predicted model, not a curated record. The coding region runs from base 1 to 255 and encodes 84 amino acids.
AUGUGCAUUUUGCGGUUCAUCCGCGAGGACUACAUUGUCGAGCCCAAGGAGCGCAAGCGCCUCCACAAUGCCGGCGACGGCAAGGGUGCGCCUUCGUUUGAGGAGCAAAAGCGCAUAUGGGACACGCUCAACUUGGGUCUCGAUAGCGCCUUUUUCAACCGCAUCCUCAGCAAACUGCCCUAUAUCCAGCUGAGCUGGUCGCUCAUGCUGUGUGCCCCCUACAUUAUCCACCAAGUGUAUACCCAGCCGGAGUGA